Molecule: messenger RNA, 2502 nt
Organism: Ochotona curzoniae (black-lipped pika)
Lineage: Eukaryota; Metazoa; Chordata; Mammalia; Lagomorpha; Ochotonidae
Product: suppressor of SWI4 1 homolog
Exons: 13
Coding region: 22-2409 (795 amino acids)
Biological process (GO): G protein-coupled receptor signaling pathway; ribosomal large subunit assembly; rRNA processing
Cellular component (GO): membrane; preribosome, large subunit precursor
Molecular function (GO): G protein-coupled receptor activity; rRNA binding
Source: RefSeq, a predicted model, not a curated record
CCUCGUGGAGCGGCGGGCGCCAUGGGGCAAUCGGGGCGGUCUCGGCACCAGAAGCGCGCGCGCGCCCAGGCGCGGCUCCGCAACCUCGAGGCCUACGCGGCGCAGCCGCACUCGUUCGUGUUCGCGCGUGGCCGCGCGGGCCGCAGUGUCCGGCAGCUGAGCCUGGACGUGCGAAGGGCCAUGGAGCCGCUCACCGCGUCGCGCCUGCAGGUUCGAAAGAAGAACUCCCUUAAGGACUGCGUGGCCGUGGCAGGGCCGCUGGGUGUCACGCACUUCCUGAUCCUGAGCAAGACGGAGACGGCCGUGUACUUGAAGCUGAUGCGUCUCCCGGGAGGCCCCACCUUGACCUUCCAGGUCAACAAGUACACGCUGGUGCGGGACGUGGUCUCCUCCCUGCGCCGGCACCGCAUGCAUGAGCAGCAGUUCACACACCCGCCCCUGCUGGUGCUCAACAGUUUCGGCCCGCACGGCAUGCACGUGAAGCUCAUGGCCAGCAUGUUCCAGAACCUCUUCCCCUCCAUCAACGUGCACAAGGUCAAUCUGAACACCAUCAAACGGUGCCUUCUCAUCAGUUACAAUGCCGACUCCCAGGAGCUGGACUUCCGCCAUUACAGCAUCAAGGUGGUCCCUGUGGGCGCCAGCCGCGGUAUGAAGAAGCUGCUGCAGGAGAAGUUCCCCAACAUGAGCCGCCUGCAGGACAUCAGCGAGCUGCUGGCCACGGGUGCAGGGCUGUCCGAGAGUGAGGCCGAGCCGGACGGGGAGCACAACGUUACAGAGCUGCCGCAGGCCGUGGCGGGGCGCGGCAACAUGCGGGCCCAGCAGAGCGCCGUGCGGCUCACUGAGAUCGGCCCCCGGAUGACGCUGCGGCUCAUCAAGAUCCAGGAGGGUGUGGGCGAGGGCAACGUGCUGUUCCACAGCUUCGUGCACAAGAGCGAGGAGGAGCUGCAGGCCAUCCUGGCGGCCAAGGAGCAGCGGCUGCAGCUCAAGGCCCAGCGGCAGGCCCAGCAGGCCCAGAACGUGCAGCGCAAGCGGGAACAGCGCGAGGCACACAGGAAGAAGAGCCUGAAGGGCAUGAAGAGGGCCCGCGCUGACGGGGACAGUGACGCCGAGGACCCAGGGGCGCCCGAGGCCGAGCAGGGCGCCGCGCAGCAUGAGGAAGAGGAGGACGAAGCUGAGUAUUUCCGCCAGGCUGUGGGCGAGGAGCCUGACGAGGACAUGUUCCCCGGUGCUGCCAGGCGGCGGCGCCCCCCAGGGCCUCCUGGCAAAAAGCAGAAGCUGAAGAAAGAGCCCAAGUCAGACCGAGGUGGCAGGCCCUGCCCGACCAACUUCUCCACCCCGGCUGCCCUCAAGCUCAGUGCGUUCCAGGAGGACUUCCUGUGGCCCCUGCUGGUGGCCACCUUCCUGGUGGCCAUGGCUGGCAACAGUCUGGCCCUGUACCGCUUCAGCACCCGGGAGCCGAGGCCCUGGAGCCCAGCCGUGGUCUUCUCGGCCCAGCUGGCCAUCAGCGACCUGCUCUAUGCCCUGACGCUGCCCCCGAUGGCCGCCUACCUGUACCCGCCCAAACACUGGCGCUAUGGGGCCGCGGCGUGUCUGCUGGAGCGCUUUCUCUUCACCUGCAACCUGCUGGGCAGCGUCAUCUUUGUCACCUGCAUCAGCCUCACCCGCUACCUGGGCGUCGUGCACCCGUUCUACACCCGCAGCCACGUGCGGCCCAAGCACGCCUGGGCCGCGAGCGCGGCCGGCUGGGCCCUGGCCAUCCUGCUGGCCGCGCCUACACUCAGCUUCUCCCGCCUGGAGAGCCAGGACAGCCAUUUACCAAGACAGGGGACAGCUCCUGAGGCCUGCACCAAGUGCCUGGGCACGGCUCCAGACGAGCGGCUGGGGGCCUACAGGGUCUACAGCCUGGUGCUGGCCAUCCUGGGCGGCGGUCUGCCCCUGCUGCUCACGCUGCUGGCCUAUGGGGCCCUGGGCCGGGACGUGCUGCGCAGCCCCAGCAUGACCGCGCCUGAGAAGCUGCGGGUGGUGGCGCUGGUGGCCGGCGGGGUGGCCCUGUACGCCGGCUCCUAUGUGCCCUACCACAUCACUCAGGUGCUCAACGUGGACGCCCGGCGGCGCUGGCUGGCCCGCUGCCCGCACUUCACCAGCGUGGAGCAGGCCGUGCAGGCCCUGGAGCUGGGGCCCUACCUGGCCUUCCAGGUGAUGCGUGUGCUCACGCCGCUGGCCGUGUGCAUCCACCCUCUGCUCUAUAUGGCCGUGGCCCCGAGCCUGGGCUGCUGCCGCUGCCCAUGCCACCCCAGACCCGCCCAGGGCCAGCGCUCCGGCCCAGGUAUGGCCCUGGAGCCUGUGGCCACUCCCAAACCCCCGGAGCAGUGCCUGACCGCCCACGCAGAAAGCUCACAGCCGCAGUGACACAACAGUCCACGCCAGCCGCUUCAAGGUUUUUACUGCCUUCAGAGACCCCGCCCCACGGCAGCAUGUCGCACAGCGUCCCAGCAGAGGCGC